Arabidopsis arenosa is the source of this 1896-nucleotide messenger RNA. The record is from the annotation of a GenBank genome assembly. Lineage: Eukaryota; Viridiplantae; Streptophyta; Magnoliopsida; Brassicales; Brassicaceae.
AUUUUCUUAUCGCUUCACCAUAUUUUUUUAUCAACAAGAGAAGAAACAUAAAUUCCUCACUUUAACGCGUUUUUUUUGUCUGUUUCUACUCAGCUUCUUGAGCAGUGACGAUAAACUCGCAUCAUCUCAGAAAAUCCUUGGAUGUUUCUUCGUGUAAACUCUUCUCUUCUUUAGGUUUACUCUUCCGGUUUGUUAUCACAGUGUGUUGAAUGGAAAUGCAAGAGGAUAGCUUGUGGCGUCUGUAUCCUGUACAUGAUAUGGAUACAGUCGUAACCAAUAGAUUACUCUACUGUGAUCUUUAUUUGAGACAGUACAAGGAAACAUUGAAACAGACCAUGCUUGGCCAAGAAUCUGUCUUUGAAACUCAGAUCUACGAGCUUCAUCGUCUGUAUCAAAGGCAGAAGGAUCUGAUGUUGGAAAUGGAGGAAACCAACAACUUCUACACUCAACCUCAACAUUUAUUCCCAAAUGCCGGGGUCUCUAGUCCUAGAAAAAGCAUACACUGGAUGGGUUUAAGCAUCUCUACUGCCAAGAUUGAUGAAGCCGGAAUCUCUGGAGAUGAGAUUGAUAAGUCUGCAGAGAAGGUCUUGGAUCUUGAAAUACCGUCUUACGGUGAUAUAUGGGAAGAAGAAGGUUCAAAGAAUGGACAAGUCCUUGAAGUUCCCAACUUUCCUAAAGAUCAAUCUCCAAGAAGCAUGUCUCCCGAAUCAGUUGUCCAGCCGGAAAGUGUGCAGCAUUUACUUGGUUUGUCAAGUUUCAAAUGUAUACUCGACUUAAAUGAACCUGCCAGGAUCGAGGCACAUUCAGAUUAUGAGCUUAAUCAGUUCCUAACUCCAGCCCAAACAAAGAGUGAAAGAGCAGAACCAGAAGUGCAAGGGCCGCCGAUAUCUACAAAAUGUCAAGCUGAGAAUGGAAUUGACUUGAAUAUAGAAUCUGAGCAACCCCGAGAGUUUGAUUCAGCUUCAUUGCACGGAAAACGCGGAUCAGAACCAUCACGAUCGAUAGUUCUAGCGCUUCCAUGUUCGGAAACCAUUUCACUCUUCCACAAACAUUGCUCACGGCCUAGGAAGAAAGCUAAAUAUGGAGCAAAAUCCAUCAAUGUUAAAAAAAUUCCUCGCAGCAAAUCCCGGAAAGGCUCAAAUCUUGAAUCGAACGUUGGAGUUAGUAAAGAUGACAACCGUUCACUGAGUACUGCCUCGUACAUCCCUGAAUCUGACCAUAAUCUGGAGAAAGGGAGGUCAAGGUCUCUGCUUGAGAUUAAGAGAAGACGUUGUAAACCACACAUAGAAUCAGGCAAUGUUACGAGAAAGAUUUCAAGAACCAAAUCAAAGGCCAGAGGGAGCUUUCUUGUUACAGAGGAAGAGGAACAAGAAAAAUGUGUAGCAGCAGCAGAGGCUAUAGUUGAUAUGUCAUUAUCAGAUUCAGCUAGAAAGUCAAGCAUCAAAACCUCUGAUUGUAUCAAUCCUCUGCAUUGGUUUGCUAUAAUCGCAUCUUCGGUUGUUGAAGACUCAAAGAGUGAAGUUGGAUUAUCCGUGACCGGAUUUAAUUCUAGUUACGAAAUAGACUAUUUUGAGGCAAUGACAUUGCAGCUAACAGAGAUGAAGCCAGGGGAGCAAAGAACAAACACUUCAGUCUCUACUAUUGGCCAUCCUAAACACAAGAGGACCCUGCGCAGUCGAGGAAAGCGACAACAACACAACGAGUUUCUCCCGAGCCUAAGCACUUUUAUCGGAAACGAAAGGAAUGAUGCUCACUCAAGCUUGAUGGUAAAUAUGGUAAUCGAUUGGGGAACCGUAACAAAACGCAGAAGAGGCAUCAGAAGUCCUGCUGUGAAUACCAAAACUUCCAUACCUUUUCUGCUUUCAGAUUCUUGAAGAAUCAACGUCUCGUUACACU